AUGGAGAAGUGGGCAGGCAGGCCUCGGCUGUGUCUGAUGCUGCUUCUGUCCCUCCCUCGGCUCUGCCUGGAUCAGGAGGUGUUAUCUGGAUUCUCACUUCAGACACCCCCAGAGGAAAGCCAGGGCCCUGAGGGUGUCUGGGGGCCUUGGGACCAGUGGGCCUCUUGUUCUCAGCCUUGUGGAGUUGGGGUGCAGCGCAGGAGCCGGCUAUGUCAGCUCCCUUCAGCUCAGCUCCACCCAGGCCUGCCUUUCCCACCCCGGCCUCCCAGACAUCCAGAAGCCCAGCCUCCUCGAGGUCAGGGUGCCAGACUGCAGGCAUCCCGAGAAACCCUCCCCUUGUACCGACCAGAGGCUUGGGGAAGAGGCGGCCCACUUCGAGGUCCUGCUUCUCAGCCAGUGGGAGAGGAGGCCCGGGAGGGGCCAGGGGCUCGCAGGUCCCGGGUUCGAGACCCCAUCAAACCAGGAAUGUUCGGUUAUGGGCGAGUGCCGUUUGCUAUGCCGUUGCAUCGGAACCGCAGGCACCCCCAGAGGUCACCUAGAUCUGAGCUCCCCCAGGUGUCUUCUAGAGAAGGAUCCGUUCCAAACCUGACUUCAGGAACAAAACCAUCACCCCCAAACCAGGACCCUCAAACUCCAUCCACAGCUAUAGAACUGCCUGCCCAUACGCAGCCCACAACAGCAGAACCCCCAAGUCCCACAACUUCUCAGUCAGAGGUGCCCUCCAGAGGCAGAACUGUCCCCACAGGGCCCCAACCCAGAGACCAGGCCUCCAGUCCCGAGCCGCCCUUGCCCAUGCCCUCCCCAGAAGGAAGUAUGUUCUUUCCUGUGUCCUCUCAGCCAAGAAUGCCACAUUCCCAGAGACAGGCCAGUCCUCAGGUAACAGGGGGGCGCCCUCCGUUAGCUGUUAUCCCUCGGGGCCGGGUCCAGCAGAGCCGGGAGCACAGGGGACCUGCGGGGAGUCCUCACAGGUCCUUUACUGGGGCCUCCCCACCUCGGCCAGAUGGCUGGCUGCCUCGCCCCCACUCCAGUUCCUUCUGGAGCCUCUACUCUCCCAGCAGCCCUGUUCCCAGAUGCUCUGGAGAGAAUGAGCAGUUGAGAGCCUGCAUCCAGGAGCCCUGCCCCCCUGAGCAGCCAGAUCCCAGGGCCCUGCAGUGCGCAGCCUUUGACUCCCAGGAAUUCAUGGGCCAGCUGUACCAGUGGGAGCCAUUCACUGAAGUUCAGGGCUCCCAACGCUGUGAACUGAACUGCCGCCCCCGUGGCUUCCGCUUCUAUGUCCGUCACACGGAGAAAGUCCAGGAUGGGACCCUGUGUCUACCCGGAGCUCUAGACAUCUGUGUGGCUGGACGCUGUCUGAGCCCAGGCUGUGAUGGGAUCCUCGGCUCUGGCAGGCGUCCUGAUGGCUGCGGUGUGUGUGGGGGUGACGAGUCCACCUGUCACUUUGUUACGGGGAACCUUACGGACCGGGGAGGUCUCCUGGGCUAUCAGAAGAUUCUCUCGAUACCUGCUGGAGCCUCCAAACUCCACAUUGCCCAGCUCCGACCCAGUGCCAACUACCUUGCACUUCGGGGCCCUGGGGGCCGGUCCAUCAUCAAUGGGAACUGGGCUGUGGAUCCCCCAGGGUCCUACCCAGCUGGUGGGACCAUCUUCCGGUAUAGCCGUCCUCCUCGGGAAGAGGGCACAGGGGAGAGUCUGUCAGCAGAAGGCCCCACAACCCAGCCUGUGGAUGUCUAUAUGAUCUUUCAGGAGGAAAACCCAGGGGUUUUUUAUCAGUAUGUCAUCUCUUCACCUCCUCCAAACUUGGAGAGUCCUACCCCAGAGACUCCUGCCCCCCAGCUUCAGCCUGAAAUCCUGAGAGGGGAACCCCAGCCUGUUCCAGUGUCCCGCCCGGCCCGGACCCCAGGCACCCUCCAGCGUCAGGUGCGGAUUCCCCAGGUGCCUGCUCCGCCUCCGCCCAGGACCCCCCUGUGGUCUCCUGUGGGAUACUGGAAGCGAGUGGGACACUCUGAGUGCUCAGCGUCCUGUGGAAAAGGUGUCUGGCGCCCCAUUUUCCUCUGCAUUUCUCGAGAGUCGGGAGAGGAGCUGGAGGAGCACAACUGUGCUGUGGGCACUAGACCACCAGCUUCCCCAGAGCCCUGCCACGGCCCCCCCUGCCCCCCCUACUGGGAGGCUGGUGAGUGGACGUCCUGCAGCCGCUCCUGUGGCCCCGGCACCCAGCAUCGCCAGCUGCGCUGCCGGCAGGAGUUUGGUGGGGGAGGCUCCUCUGUGCCCCCGGAACGCUGUGGACAUCUGCCCAGGCCCAAUAUCACCCAGCACUGCCAGCUCCGGCUCUGUGGCCACUGGGAGGUUCGGUCCCCCUGGAGCCAGUGCUCUGUGCGGUGCGGGCGGGGCCAGCGGAGCCGGCAGGUGCGCUGCGUUGGAAAAAACGGUGAUGAAGUGAGCGAGCGGGAGUGCAUGUCCGGCCCCCCUCGGCCCCCCAGCAGAGAGGCUUGCGACAUGGGGCCCUGCACCACGGCCUGGUUCCACAGCGACUGGAGCUCCAAGUGCUCAGCUGAGUGUGGGACAGGAAUCCAGAGACGUUCUGUGGUCUGCCUUGGAAGUGGGGAAGCCCACGGGGCUGGCCAGGCGGACUCUGGGGCUAGAACCAGCGAGCAGAGCUGCCCAGCAGGAAGCCGCCCUCCUGACAUGCGUGCCUGUAGCUUAGGGCCCUGCGAGGUGACGUGGUGCUGGUACACUGGGCCCUGGGGUGAGUGUUCCUCAGAAUGUGGCUCAGGCACACAGCGAAGAGACAUCAUCUGUGUGUCCAAACUGGGGACAGAGUUCAAUGUGACUUCGCCCAGCAACUGUUCCCACCUGCCAAGGCCUCCUGCCCUGCAGCCCUGUCAGGGCCAAGGCUGCCAGGACCGCUGGUUUUCAACACCCUGGACUCCGUGUUCUCGCUCCUGCCAGGGGGGCAUGCAGACGAGGGAGGUCCAAUGCCUGACCGCCAACCAGACUCUCAGCACCCGAUGCCCUCCUCACCUGCGGCCGUCCAGGAAACGACCCUGUAACACCCAGCCCUGCAGCCAGCGCCCUGAUGAUCAAUGUAAAGACAGCUCUCCACAUUGCCCCCUGGUGGUGCAGGCCCGGCUCUGCGUCUACCCCUACUACACGGCCACCUGUUGCCGCUCUUGUGCCCACGUGCUGGAGCGGUCCCCGCCGGAACCUGCCUGA
Messenger RNA from Elephantulus edwardii (Cape elephant shrew), 3210 nucleotides. It is a transcript of the gene ADAMTSL4, whose product is annotated as ADAMTS-like 4. The coding region runs from base 1 to 3210 and encodes 1069 amino acids. Gene Ontology annotation, cellular component: extracellular matrix. Gene Ontology annotation, biological process: extracellular matrix organization. Gene Ontology annotation, molecular function: metalloendopeptidase activity. The transcript is spliced from 17 exons. The record is from RefSeq and is a predicted model, not a curated record. Lineage: Eukaryota; Metazoa; Chordata; Mammalia; Macroscelidea; Macroscelididae.